This is a messenger RNA of Erpetoichthys calabaricus (reedfish), 1423 nucleotides long. It is a transcript of the gene cfap298, whose product is annotated as cilia and flagella associated protein 298. The record is from RefSeq and is a predicted model, not a curated record. The coding region runs from base 156 to 1028 and encodes 290 amino acids. The transcript is spliced from 8 exons. Gene Ontology annotation, biological process: regulation of cilium movement. NCBI's taxonomy places the organism in Eukaryota, Metazoa, Chordata, Cladistia, Polypteriformes, Polypteridae.
UUUGAUAUGUUUCGUUGUGCUUAGCAGCGGAAGCACUCUUCUGUUGCCAACUUAAUACUCGUUACAGCUGAAGCAGUGCAGGUCUAGAUUUUGUGUUUUUUUUACUGAGUCAUUUUUGCUUUAGUUUAUUUUGAGCCACAGGUUUCUGUGCAACAAUGGUCUGUCUUCAUGUAAAACAUGGUGAUGAAAGCCAGUUUCUCUUCGAUACCACUGUUGACAUUUUGAUUGAUGAAUUAGUCAAACAUAUUACAACUAUUUAUUCCCUGAGACUAAAAGUCAACAGAAUAUGUGCAGAAAUAGAAGAGCUUGCAGAACAUGGAAUAGCUCUCCCUCCGAAUAUGCAAGGACUAACAGAAGAACAGAUUACUGAGUUAAAACUGAAAGAUGACUGGGCAGAAAAGUGCAUUCCAAGUGGUGGAGCAGUCUAUAAAAAGGAUGGUAUUGGUAGGCGUAAUGGUCAAGAACCUAAUGAGAAAAUGAAAGAGGUUUUAAGAAAGACAGUGGAAGAAACAAAAUCUUUAAUUUCCAAAAAACAAAUUCAAGCUAAUAUUUGUGUAACUACAGAGAUGGUGAGGAAUGCUCUAGACCAGUUACGAGGAGCUGUGUCAAUUGUUUAUCCAAUGGGCUUGCCACCCCAUGACCCAAUAAGACUUGAAUUUGAAGAUAAAGAAGAUUUAACUGGAACUCAGAUGGCCUUGCAAAUAAUUGAAGAGUCAGAGUCACAGCUGUGGUGGGCAGGAAAAGAGUUAAAGAGGGGAAAGAAAUUAUCAGACUAUCUGGGCAAAAAUGAGAAAACAAAAAUAAUUGUAAAGCUACAAAAGCAAGGACAAGGGGCACCAGCUCGAGAGCCAGUGGUCAGUCCUGAAGAUCAGAAACAAAUGAUGCUUCAUUAUUAUAGACGACAAGAGGAACUUAAGAAACUUGAGGAAUCAGAGGAUGAUGCUUACCUAGACUCUGAAUGGGCUGAUCGAAAUAUGUUAAAAAGACAGUUGCAAAAUCUUAAUAAUAUCAAAUGGAGACCAAAAUAAGUGCAUGUAUUUCAGUAUUUUUAGUAAAAUUAUGCUUUAUGUGAUGCUUAUGUGUUGUAAUGUAUAGUCAAUUUAUAAAAUUGUUUCCAUGGUAAAAUAAUAAAAUAUUAAAACUGACUGAAUACUUAAACAGUUUGUAUUUAGCAUUUGGGAUCACCCAGAUCCAGUAGCUGAAAAAUAAGGUAGUUGGUAGGAAAAUCUUCCAUGAAGGAAUGUGAUGCAGAGUGAAGAAUAGCUGACAGCUUGUUUCCAUACCACAGUGGAUACAGAUGAAAUCCUAAUCAAGCUAUUAAUACUGCUAAGUUCCAUAGCCUUUCCACUUGUCUGGUAUUAUAUUUCAGAGAUAAUCUUCAGUAUUGUACCUUAUGGUUCUGGCACAGCUGCACUCAUAGACU